This is a messenger RNA of Anopheles nili, 1158 nucleotides long. Its product is annotated as odorant receptor 49b-like. The coding region runs from base 1 to 1158 and encodes 385 amino acids. The transcript has 5 exons. Gene Ontology annotation, biological process: sensory perception of smell; detection of chemical stimulus involved in sensory perception of smell. NCBI's taxonomy places the organism in Eukaryota, Metazoa, Arthropoda, Insecta, Diptera, Culicidae. Gene Ontology annotation, molecular function: odorant binding; olfactory receptor activity. Gene Ontology annotation, cellular component: plasma membrane. The record is from RefSeq and is a predicted model, not a curated record.
AUGGAGCUUUCUGUUCAGCUUUUGCGAAGGAUAUACUGUUGGAACGGAACGCGUGGCCAACCUUUUCCCUGGUUUGGUUACUUGUUAGUAGGACUAUAUCCGGUUGUGUGGAUCAUUCCUAGCUGCACGUUUAUAGUUACCUCUCGGGACAACGUGACCAAGCUACUAAAAGCCGUCAACGAACAGAUCGUGUUUUUUGCCAUAUUCUACAAGAUGUAUUCUUUUGCAAAAAAAUUUCAGCAGUGGGAGCAACUGUAUUACGAUAUUCAGUGUGCGUUCCUCUCCGUCGUUCAGAAUACUGAUGUACAGAUUCAAAAGAUUUUGGGACACGUCGGAAAAUCGGCCCGAUUCCUUACCAAAUACUAUGUUUCAGUUAUGUUGUUCGAUUGUGCGUUGUACGGAUUAGCUCCGAUGGUAUUCGUUGUAAUAAAGUAUGCUGUUACAGGAUCUUACAACGUUCCACUUGCGACACCACUGGAAGCAAAUUAUUUCAUUCCAGGUUAUCAAACCAACUUCUGGAUCUGGCUUCCGUUUGACUGUUUACUCAAUGUUAUUCUGCUGAUGCACGGGGUAAUGUUAUUUUCUAUAGAAUGUUUCAUAUGGAAUAUGCUUCAUGGUACAGCAUGCCUGUUUCGAAUCCUGCAAAUCGAAGCCGACCAGCUCGUGGGCAAUGAACGAAAGGGUCAAUCUUCCACAGACAUAAGAAAUUUCAUUGUCCUACAUAAUUCGGUGUUGCGGUCGGCCGGAAAAAUGGAAGAGAUCCUUCGUGGCGAAAUACUUUUUCUAUUCAUGUCAACGAUUUUUGCAUUGUGCCUGAUGAUGUCUGUGAUGUCCGUCGCAUUCAAAGAUGUUUACCUUCUUAUAACGAUGGCGUGUGUUUUCGGGUACUGCUUGUUUCAAACAUUCGCCUUCUCAAAUCUGGGAUCUGAGCUCAUUGAGGAGAGUACUGCAGUAGCGGAUGCAAUUUAUCGCAGCAAAUGGUACACUCAGGACGCGAAGAGUCAACGCAAUUUUGGCUUCAUGGUGAUGCGUGCCCAAAAGCCGGUGCAACUAACUGCAGCGAAGCUGUUCGUCGUCACUCGAUACUCAUUUACGCAGAUGAUUCGACAGACAUAUGCGGUAUUUACGAUGAUGUCUCGGUUUUUGGAUGCUAAUUGA